AACCUUUCGUGCAGACGACGUUGUUGCUGGAGGCAAUGGCUUCCUCGGAACAGCGGGAGGACGAGAAGUGGGAUAAUCUCACUGCGAGUAUCGAUCUCUUGUUUACCAAGGUCGGGGCAAUGGAUCGGACUCAGCAACAGAUUUCUGCGCAACUGGAUCUAAGUGCUCAAGUGAUGGAGCGUAUGAUUCAGGAUCAGCAGACUCUGGCCAAACAGGUGGAUGCCACAGGUCAGGCAGUGGCCCGUCUCACCCUGAAUCGCCAACAGAUGCAUCCACCCUCUCCUCGGCCAAUCCAUCGGGAGGAUCAAUCACGGGGGUUUGAACAAGGGGAAUUCUCUCGGGCGCAUGAAGAUCGUUCACCAAGACCUCCUCCAGUUUCCCACCGUGUGAGUACUGAUUCCCACAGUUUCUCUAGACAUGCACUUCCUAAGAUGUCAUUUCCUCGAUUUACUGGUGCGAAUCCCACUAUUUGGAAGGAUAAGUGUCUUGAUUAUUUCCGCAUCUUCAACAUCCCUGAGGUCUAUUGGGUUACUGCUGCUUCCAUGCAUAUGGAUGACAAUGCUUCUAAGUGGUUACAAAUGCACAAACUCACUCAUGACUUAGAUUCGUGGACAGAGUUUAUUUCUGCUGUAGAGGACCACUUUGGAUCUUAUGAUUACAGGGAUGCUAUUGGUGAAUUGGUCUCCUUGACUCAGGAUGGAACUUUGGAGGACUAUAUAUCUGCAUUUGUUGAUCUUCAGUAUCAGGUCACAAUGCAUAACACUGGUUUUGAUCAAGUGUAUUUUGUCACUCAAUUCAUUAAGGGCCUUAAACAUGAAUUAAGAAUGGGAGUUCAAUCUCAAGUACCUCAGGACAUGAAAAGAGCUAUCAUGCUAGCCAAAGUGCAGCAGCAAGUAUUAGAGAGUAAACAGUUUAAAACCAGCAGAUACUCUCCUACCUCCAAAUCCAGUGCUACUUCCUCUUCUUCCAGAUUUGACACCAAAAGUACUUCCAGUGCUCAUUCCUCCUUAUGGAAAGAGAGACAACUCAGGGAUUUCAGAAAAUCCAGUGGACUGUGUAUGUAUUGUGGUGAUAAGUAUGAUGCUGCUCAUGCUGCCUCCUGUACCAAACGGCCCCAAGGACAGGUUCACACUCUAGUGCUCAAUGAUCUUGAUCAACCACUCUCAGUAGAGGUUUUGACCCAAUUGGCAAUGGAAGAUUCAGUCACUGAUGAGUUGCAGCAUUUGUCCCUCAAUGCAUUGGCAGGCACAGCUCAUGGAGAGGUUUUGCAACUCAGAGGAAUGCUUCAGAACAAAGCCAUGGUGGUUCUUUUGGACAGUGGGAGUUCACACAGUUUUGUCAAUGCUUCCUUUCUAGCUAAAGUGGGAAUUUCACCUAUCUCAGUGCCACCCAAACAAGUUAAAGUUGCUAAUGGACAAUGCCUAGUCACAGAUAAAUUGGUUCCAGCAAUGGAGUGGUGGUGCCAGGGUCACACUAUGGUGACAGAUAUGCAAGUUUUGGAUUUGGGAGGUUAUGAUGCCAUUCUAGGCUAUGACUGGUUAAAACUACACAGCCCUAUGACUUGUCACCGGGAUACUUACUCUGUGCAGUUCCAACACAACUGAACACAAGGGCAAGCCUAUAACAUUGCAGGGUAUUCAGUCCUCACAGAAAACAGUGGCUCCACUCUCAGCUGACAACUUGGUCAGAUUGCACAAAGGUAAUGACAUUUGGGCCUUGGCCAUGGUGAGUUUGGUGGAUUCUACUUCUCCUGAAAUUUCAUCAGCUGUGGGAAAUUUGCUGACUGAGUUUGAGGAUGUGUUUUCCAAACCCAGUGCAUUACCUCCACCACGACCCUAUGAUCAUACUAUUCCCCUCUUGCCUGAUACUGUGCCAGUUAACUCUCGACCAUACAGAUACUCCCCCAUGCACAAAGAUGAGAUUGAAAGGCAGGUCAAAGAACUCUCUUACAGUCAGGCUUGAUCACUCACAGUACAAGCCCUUUUGCCUCUCCUGUUUUAUUGGUACAAAAAAGGGAUGGAAGCUGGAGAUUUUGUGUGGAUUAUCGUAGACUUAACUCAUUAUCAGUGAAGAAUAGAUUUCCUCUACCCAUCAUCGAAGAGAUUUUGGAUGAAUUGGCUGGUACACAGUCCUUCACUAAGUUGGACAUGACAGCAGGGUACCACCAAAUUCGUAUGGCAGAUGGAGAGGAGCAUAAGACUGCUUUCAAAACACACCAUGGACAUUUCCAAUUUAGAGUGAUGCCUUUUGGACUCACCAACGCACCAGCCACUUUUCAAUGUGUGAUGAAUGAUAUUCUGCAGCCAUUCCUCAGAAAGUUUGUGUUAGUUUUCUUAGAUGAUAUUCUCAUCUACAGUCCUACAUGGGAAGCCCAUCUGGCCACUUAAGAGAAGUUCUGUUGCAACUGAGGAAACACAAGUUUUAUCUCAAGAGCAGUAAGUGUUCCUUUGCUCAGACACAAAUUGAGCAUUUGGGACAUGUGAUUUCUAGAGAUGGAGUGGCCACUGACUCCACCAAAACUGCAGCUAUGCUGCAAUGGCCCACACCAACAACUACAACUGAAUUGAGGGGUUUUCUUGGACUCACUGGAUAUUACAGGAGGUUUGUGAAGAAUUAUGGAAUUGUGGCCAAACCACUCACUAAUCUGCUCAAAAAGAAUCAGUUCAGUUGGUCUCCUGCUGCUGAUCAGGCUUUUUACAAUCUGAAGCAGCUUAUGUCCCAUACUCCAGUCCUAGCAAUUCCUGACUUCAAUCUUCCUUUUACCAUUGAAACAGAUGCCUGCUCUACUGGUGUGGGAGCAGUUCUUAUGCAGCUGGACAGACCUGUGGCUUUUCUCAGCAAGGCUUUGGGACCCAAACAUCAACAUCUGUCCAUAUAUGAGAAGGAAUUUCUGGCUCUAAUUAUGGCUGUGGAGAAAUGGAGAGCUUAUCUACAGAGGCAGGAAUUCAUCAUUAGAACUGAUCACAAGAGUUUGUCCUACCUGACUGAGCAGAACUUACAGUCCGACCUACAAAGGAAGGCCAUGACUCGAAUGAUGGGUCUGCAAUUCAAAGUUGUGUACAAAAAAGGAAAAGAAAACAUAGCUGCUGAUGCACUUUCUCGUGUGGGACAUUUAAUGGCCUUACAGGCAGUUUCUGAAGCUACUCCUCUUUGGAUUCAGGAGGUCCUCAAUUCUUACUAUACUGAUCCUGAAGCUCAGUCAUUGUUGCAAUCUUUAGCCAUUAAAUCCCCUGAUGAAAGAGGUUUUUAUCUGGAACAGGGGGUCAUCAAGAAAGAUAACCACAUUUGGGUUGCUAACAACUCUGCACUACGCACCAAAGUGAUUUUAGCUCUUCAUUCUAGUCCAAUUGGAGGCCAUUCUGGGAUUCAUUCUACUUAUCACAAAGUGAAACACCUCUUUCACUGGAAGGGUUUGAAACAGCAAGUUGAGGAUUUUGUGAAACAAUGUGUGGUGUGUCAACAGGCUAAACAUGAACAUUGCCAUCCACCAGGUCUUCUCCAACCACUUCCAAUACCAGAGGGAGCCUGGCAGGACAUAUCACUGGACUUCAUAGAGGGUUUGCCAAUCUCUGAAGGUUCUAAUAUUAUUCGGGUCAUUGUGGACAGAUUCACCAAAUAUGCCCACUAUCUUCCCCUGAAACACCCUUUUACAGCUCACCAAGUGGCCAAGUUGUUGCUGGAUUCUGUUGUGAAGUUACAUGGCAUUCCUAACACUAUGGUGUCUGAUAGGGACAGAAUCUUCCUCAGUCACAUCUGGCAAGAAUUAUUCACAGCUUUGGGCACUAAAUUAUUACACAGCACAGCCUAUCAUCUGCAAACCGACGGGCAAACUGAACGAGUGAAUCAAUGCUUGGAAAUGUACUUGAGAUGUGCAGUUCAGCAAUCUCCCUCUAAAUGGAAAAAGUGGUUGCCUAUGGCAGAAUUAUGGUACAACUCUUCAUUCCACACAACAUUGGGGUGUUCACCUUUCAAAGCUCUCUAUGGAUAUGAACCUAGUUUGGGUCUAGUACCUCCACCAUCUGAGCUUCCACCUACUGAUCCUAUAGUCACUGAGAUGUUGCAGGACAGAGCCGAGCACAUCACCAUGCUAAAAGAGAAAUUGGCAGUGGCUCAGAACCGAAUGAAGUUACAAGCAGAUAAAAACAGAGUGGACAGACACUUUGCUGUCGGGGACCAGAUACUGUUGAAGUUACAGCCAUAUACACAAAGCUCAGUGGUUAACCGUCCAUUCCCUAAGUUUGCCUACAAGUUCUUUGGCCCUUACACUAUUCUGGAGAGGAUUGGUACUGCUGCUUACAAGAUUGAUCUUCCUGCUGAUAGCAAGGUUCAUAAUGUCUUCCACGUGUCCCAGCUUAAGCCCUAUACACCUGAUCAUACUCCAGUCUUCUCGGACAUUAACAAGCUCGUGGACCUCAGUGCUCACUCUCCACGACCGGAACUCAUUCUGGAUCGUCGUCUAGUGAAGAAGGGCAACACGGCAAUUCCGCAGGCUUUGGUCAAGUGGACGGGAUUUCCUUCAGACGCGGCUACCUGGGAAGACUUCUACGUUCUUCAGAAGAGGUUUCCUGUGGUGGGCACCUGGGGACAGGUGCCAGCAUGAGGGGGGGGGGGGGGGGCAAUGUCAUGGCUGUCGCCACGCCAAGCAAGUAUACGUCUACAGGAGGAGAAGACGCACUAAAGAAAUACGCUACCUAUAUAGUUUUAUCUGUAAUAGAACUUUAUUAGUAAUUGCUGAAUUGUGGGCCCGAGGCCAAAUGUGGACGUGAGCUAUUAAGCCACGGGAUGUAACCGAACCAGUAUCGAAUUAUCUUAUCAACAAACUCAUCACGGAAGAGGAA
Messenger RNA from Panicum virgatum (switchgrass), 4838 nucleotides. RefSeq lists its product as uncharacterized. Lineage: Eukaryota; Viridiplantae; Streptophyta; Magnoliopsida; Poales; Poaceae. Bases 36 to 1604 code for a protein of 522 amino acids. The record is from RefSeq and is a predicted model, not a curated record. The transcript has 2 exons.